This is a messenger RNA of Puma concolor (puma), 14361 nucleotides long. The record is from RefSeq and is a predicted model, not a curated record. NCBI's taxonomy places the organism in Eukaryota, Metazoa, Chordata, Mammalia, Carnivora, Felidae.
AUGCCCUCUGAUUCUUUCUGUUUGGCUGCCCAGACUCGACUUGACUCCAAAUGGUUGAAAACAGAUAUACAGCUUGCUUUCACACGAGAUGGGCUCUGUGGCCUGUGGAAUGAAAUGGUUAAAGAUGGAGAAAUUGUAUAUACUGGGACAGAAUUAAACCAGAAUGGAGAGCUUCCUUCUAGAAAAGAUGAUGGAGUUGAUACUCAAAGUGGAACAAAGAAAGAAGAUCUGAAUGACAAAGAGAAAAGAGAUGAAGAAGAAACUCCUGCACCUGCAUGUAGGGCCAGAUCAAUCCUAGAGAGCUGGGUAUGGGGCAAACAACCAGAUGUGAAUGAAUUGAAGGAAUGUCUUUCUGUGUUGGUUAAAGAGCAGCAAGCUCUGGCCAUCCAGUCAGCCACUACCACCCUUUCAGCCCUGAGACUCAAGCAGAGGCUGGUCAUCUUGGAACGAUAUUUCAUUGCCUUGAAUAGAACUGUUUUCCAAGAGAAUGUCAAAGUUAAGUGGAAAAGCAGCAGUAUUUCUUUGCCUCCUGUGGACAAAAAAAGUUCCCGACCCACAGGCAAAGGAGUGGAAGGACUUGCGAGAGUCGGAUCCCGAGCAGCUCUCUCCUUUGCCUUUGCCUUUUUACGCAGGGCAUGGCGAUCAGGUGAAGAUGCGGAUCUAUGCAGCGAGCUAUUGCAGGAGUCCCUGGAUGCCCUGAGAGCCCUGCCUGAGGCCUCGCUCUUUGAUGAGAGCACAGUGUCCUCUGUGUGGCUGGAGGUGGUAGAGAGAGCAGCCAAGUUCCUUAGAUCCGUCGUGACAGGAGAUGUUCAUGGAACGCCUGGUACCAAAGGGCCAGGAAGCAUCCCCCUGCAGGACCAGCACCUGGCUCUGGCCAUUCUGUUAGAGCUGGCUGUGCAGAGAGGCACACUGAGCCAAAUGUUAUCUGCCAUCCUGUUGUUGCUUCAAUUGUGGGACAGUGGGACGCAGGAAACUGACAAUGAGCGGUCUGCCCAGGGUACCAGUGCUCCUCUUCUCCCUUUACUGCAAAGAUUCCAGAGUAUCAUCUGCAGUAAAGAUGCCCCUCAUACAGAAGGUGACACUCACGGAUCAUUGCAAGAGGUCAUAGGAUGGGGGUUAAUAGGAUGGAAAUACUAUGCCAAUGUGAUUGGUCCAAUUCAGUGUGAAGGACUUGCCAAUCUGGGAGUCACGCAAAUUGCCUGUGCUGAGAAGCGCUUCCUGAUCUUGUCAAGGAAUGGCCGUGUGUACACGCAGGCCUACAACAGUGACACACUGGCCCCACAGCUGGUCCAGGGUCUUGCCUCCAGAAACAUUGUAAAGAUUGCUGCCCAUUCUGAUGGUCACCACUACCUGGCUCUGGCAGCCACCGGAGAGGUGUACUCCUGGGGCUGUGGGGAUGGAGGACGGUUGGGCCAUGGGGACACUGUGCCUUUGGAAGAGCCUAAGGUGAUCUCUGCUUUCUCUGGAAAGCAGGCUGGGAAGCAUGUGGUGCACAUCGCAUGUGGAAGCACAUAUAGUGCAGCCAUCACUGCCGAGGGGGAGCUGUACACCUGGGGCCGAGGGAACUACGGCCGACUAGGCCAUGGCUCCAGUGAAGACGAGGCCAUCCCAGUGCUGGUAGCUGGGCUUAAAGGAUUGAAGGUCAUUGAUGUGGCAUGCGGGAGCGGGGACGCUCAAACCCUGGCCGUGACAGAGAAUGGUCAGGUGUGGUCUUGGGGAGAUGGUGACUAUGGAAAAUUGGGCAGAGGUGGUAGUGACGGCUGCAAAACACCAAAGCUUAUUGAAAAGCUUCAAGACUUGGAUGUUGUGAAAGUCCGAUGUGGAAGUCAGUUUUCUAUCGCUUUGACGAAAGAUGGCCAGGUUUAUUCAUGGGGAAAAGGUGACAAUCAGAGACUAGGGCAUGGAACAGAGGAACAUGUUCGUUAUCCCAAACUCUUGGAAGGCUUGCAAGGGAAGAAGGUAAUUGAUGUGGCUGCAGGCUCCACCCACUGCCUGGCUCUGACUGAGGACAGUGAGGUCCAUAGCUGGGGCAGCAACGACCAGUGUCAGCACUUUGACACCUUGCGUGUGACCAAACCAGAACCUGCUGCACUGCCAGGACUGGAUACCAAACACAUAGUUGGAAUUGCCUGUGGACCUGCUCAGAGUUUUGCUUGGUCGUCUUGUUCUGAGUGGUCCAUUGGCCUCCGUGUCCCUUUUGUGGUAGAUAUCUGCUCAAUGACUUUUGAGCAGCUGGACCUCCUACUACGGCAAGUGAGUGAGGGGAUGGACGGCACUGCUGACUGGCCUCCACCUCAAGAGAAAGAAUGUAUGGCUGUGGCAACACUGAAUCUUCUACGACUUCAGUUGCAUGCUGCCAUUAGUCACCAGGUUGACCCAGAAUUCCUUGGUUUAGGUCUGGGCAGCGUCCUCCUCAACAGCCUGAAACAGACUGUGGUGUCUCUGGCCAGCAGUGCAGGUGUGCUGAGCACCGUGCAGGCAGCUGCCCAGGCUGUGCUGCAGAGUGGGUGGUCCGUGCUUCUGCCCACUGCUGAGGAAAGGGCCCGGGCGCUCUCUGCUCUCCUGCCCUGUGCAGUUUCAGGCAAUGAAGUAAACAUAAGUCCAGGUCGUCGAUUCAUGAUUGAUCUUCUGGUGGGCAGCUUGAUGGCCGAUGGAGGCUUAGAGUCGGCCUUAAAUGCAGCCAUUACUGCAGAAAUCCAGGAUAUGGAAGCCAAAAAAGAAGCACAGAAGGAAAAAGAAAUUGAUGAACAGGAAGCCAGUGCCUCGACAUUUCAUAGAAGUAGGACUCCAUUGGAUAAAGAUCUUAUUAAUACUGGGAUCUAUGAAUCUUCUGGAAAACAGUGUUUGCCUCUGGUUCAGCUCAUACAACAGCUUCUUAGAAACAUUGCUUCUCAGACAGUAGCCAGAUUGAAAGAUGUUGCCCGUCGGAUUUCAUCAUGUCUAGACUUCGAGCAACAUAGUCGUGAAAGAACUGCUUCAUUGGAUUUGUUGCUGCGCUUUCAGCGCCUACUUAUCAGUAAACUUUAUCCAGGAGAAAGUAUUGGUCAGACCUCAGAUAUAUGUAGUCCUGAGCUUAUGGGUGUUGGUUCCUUGCUGAAGAAGUACACAGCCCUUUUGUGCACACACAUUGGAGAUAUACUGCCUGUGGCAGCCAGCAUUGCUUCCACCAGCUGGCGGCACUUUGCAGAGGUGGCCUGCAUUGUGGAAGGGGACUUCACUGGUGUUCUCCUUCCAGAACUAGUAGUUUCUAUAGUGCUUCUGCUCAGUAAAAAUGCUGGUCUCAUGCAGGAGGCUGGAGCUGUCCCUCUGCUGGGUGGCCUGUUAGAACACCUGGAUCGGUUCAAUCACCUUGCACCGGGAAAGGAAAGGGACGAUAAUGAAGAGUUAGCCUGGCCUGGCAUCAUGGAAUCAUUUUUUACAGGUCAGAACUGUAGAAAUAAUGAGGAGGUGACACAGAUACGCAAAGCUGAUUUGGAGAACCACAAUAAAGAUGGAGGCUUCUGGACUGUGAUUGAUGGGAAAGUAUAUGAUAUAAAGGACUUCCAGACACAGUCAUUAACAGGAAAUAGUAUUCUUGCUCAGUUUGCAGGGGAAGACCCAGUGGUAGCUUUGGAAGCUGCUUUGCAGUUUGAAGACACCCGGGAAUCAAUGCAUGCCUUCUGUGUUGGCCAGUAUCUGGAGCCUGACCAAGAAGUUGUUACCAUACCAGAUCUGGGAAGUCUCUCUUCACCUCUGAUAGACACAGAAAGGAAUCUGGGCCUACUUCUCGGAUUACAUGCUUCCUAUUUAGCUAUGAGCACACCACUGUCUCCGGUUGAGAUCGAAUGUGCCAAGUGGCUUCAGUCAUCCAUCUUCUCUGGAGGCCUACAGACCAGCCAGAUCCACUAUAGCUACAAUGAGGAGAAAGACGAGGACCAUUGUAGCUCUCCUGGAGGCACUCCUGCUAGCAAGUCCCGACUCUGCUCCCACAGACGGGCCUUAGGAGACCAUUCCCAGGCAUUCCUGCAAGCCAUUGCUGACAAUAACAUACAGGAUCACAAUGUGAAGGACUUUCUGUGUCAAAUAGAAAGGUACUGUAGGCAGUGCCAUUUGACCACACCAAUCACUUUUCCUCCUGAGCACCCUGUGGAAGAGGUUGGCCGCUUACUAUUAUGUUGCCUUUUAAAGCAUGAAGAUUUAGGUCACGUGGCAUUAUCUUUAGUUCACGCAGGAACCCUUGGUAUUGAGCAAGUAAAGCACAGAACAUUGCCUAAAUCAGUAGUGGAUGUUUGUAGAGUUGUUUACCAAGCAAAAUGCUCACUCAUUAAGACGCAUCAAGAACAGGGUCGUUCUUACAAGGAAGUCUGCGCUCCAGUCAUUGAACGUUUGAGAUUCCUCUUUAAUGAACUAAGACCUGCAGUUUGUAAUGAUCUCUCUAUAAUGUCCAAGUUUAAACUGUUAAGUUCUUUGCCCCGUUGGAGGAGGAUAGUUCAGAAGAUAAUUCGAGAACGAAGGAAAAAGAGAGUUCCUAAGAAGCCAGAAUCUACAGAUGAUGAAGAAAAAAUUGGAAAUGAAGAGAGUGAUUUAGAAGAAGCUUGCAUUUUGCCACAUAGUCCUAUAAAUGUGGAUAAAAGACCCAUUACAAUUAAAUCACCUAAGGAUAAAUGGCAACCACUGUUGAGUACCGUUACAGGUGUUCACAAAUACAAGUGGUUGAAGCAGAAUGUUCAGGGUCUCUAUCCACAGUCUGCGCUCCUCAGUACAAUUGCUGAAUUUGCCCUUAAGGAAGAGCCAGUGGAUGUGGAAAAAAUGAGAAAGUGCCUACUAAAACAGUUGGAGAGAGCAGAAGUUCGUCUGGAAGGGAUAGAUACAAUUUUAAAACUGGCAACCAAAAAUUUCUUACUUCCAUCUGUGCAGUAUGCUAUGUUCUGUGGAUGGCAGAGACUUAUUCCUGAGGGGAUUGAUAUAGGGGAACCUCUUACGGAUUGCCUAAAGGAUGUUGAUUUGAUCCCACCUUUUAAUCGGAUGCUGCUGGAAGUAACUUUUGGCAAGCUAUAUGCUUGGGCUGUUCAGAAUAUUCGAAAUGUUUUGAUAGAUGCAAAUGCAAAAUUUAAAGAGCUUGGACCAAAUAUUCAUCAUACUCCACCUUCAUUCUUCCUUUUACCAAACAAUACUUAUGCAAUAUUUCAGCUAGUCAAGGUUGUUCUAGAGAUUCCUACUGCUGCCAUCCCUGUGUCAGAGUCCCUAAGACCACGCCCAGAUUCAGUGCUUUGUGAGAAGACCUUAUCAGACUCCAGACUUGUUGGCUUACCUGCUGUUUUUGAUGCUCUGAUAGGUCCUAGUUGUGAUAAUGUUGAAGAGGAUAUGAAUGCUUCUGCCCGAGGAGCUUCUGCUACAGUUUUGGAAGAGACAAGAAAGGAAACAGCUCCUGUACAGCUGCCAGUUUCAGGGCCAGAACUGGCUGCCAUGAUGAAGAUUGGAACCAGGGUCAUGAGAGGCGUUGAUUGGAAAUGGGGUGAUCAGGAUGGACCUCCUCCUGGUCUUGGGCGUGUGAUUGGUGAACUUGGAGAGGACGGGUGGAUCAGGGUCCAGUGGGACACAGGCAGCACCAACUCCUACAGGAUGGGGAAAGAAGGGAAGUAUGACCUCAAGUUGGCGGAGCUGCCAGCCUCAACACAGCCCUCAGCAGAGGACUCGGACACAGAGGAUGACUCUGAAGCAGAACAAAUUGAAAGGAACAUUCAUCCCACUGCAAUGAUGCUUACCAGUACUGUUAAUUUACUACAAACUCUUUGUCUCUCUGCUGGAGUCCAUGCUGAAAUCAUGCAGAGUGAAGCCACCAAGACCCUGUGUGGACUGCUGCGAAUGUUAGUGGAAAGUGGAACGACGGACAAGACAUCUUCCCCAAACAGGCUGGUCUGCCGGGAGCAGCACCGGAGCUGGUGCACGUUGGGCUUUGUGCGGAGCAUUGCACUCACGCCACACAUGUGUGCUGCCCUCAGCUCCCCACAGUGGAUUGCCCUGCUCAUGAAGGUUGUGGAGGGACAUGCACCUUUCACUGCUGCCUCACUGCAGCGACAGAUCUUAGCUGUGCAUUUACUGCAAGCAGUGCUUCCAUCAUGGGACAAGAUCGAAAGGGCAAGGGACAUGAAAUGCCUUGUGGAAAAGCUGUUUGGUUUCUUGGGCAGCUUGCUCACCACCUGUUCUUCAGAUAUCCCGUUCCUCAGAGAAUCUACUCUGAGGCGGCGGAGGGCACGCCCACAGGCCUCUCUGACUGCCACUCAUAGCAGCACCUUGGCAGAAGAGGUGGUGGCACUGCUCCGCACACUCCACUCCCUGGGUCAGUGGAACGGCCUCAUAAACAAGUACAUCAACUCUCAGCUCCACUCUGUCACCCGCAGCUGCACAGGAAAGCCACCAGAGGGGGCCCUGUUAGAGGAUUACUUUCCUGACUCCGAAAACCCAGAGGUGGGGGGCCUCAUGGCAGUCCUAGCUGUGAUCGGAGGCAUCGAUGGUCGCCUGCGCCUGGGGGGACAAGUCAUGCAUGAUGAGUUUGGAGAAGGCACGGUGACUCGCAUCACCCCAAAGGGCAGGAUCACUGUACAGUUCUCAGACAUGCGGAUGUGUCGCGUUUGCCCAUUGAAUCAGCUCAAACCACUCCCUGCUGUGGCAUUCAGUGUCACCAACCUCCCCUUCACAGAGCCUAUGCUAUCUGUCUGGGCUCAAUUGGUAAACCUUGCUGGAAGCAAACUGGAAAAACACAAAGUAAAGAAGUCACCUAAACCGGGUUUUGCAGGACAAGUAGACCUGGAGCUGCUGAGGUGCCAGCAGUUAAAACUGUACAUCCUGAAGGCGGGCCGUGCGCUGCUUUCACACCAGGACCAGCUUAGGCAGAUCUUGUCUCAGCCGGCUGUUCAGGAGGUCACAGCUGCUCAUACAGAUGAUGGAGCAGCUGCAUCCCCUGACCUUGGGGACAUGUCUCCUGAAGGGCCACAGCCUCCAAUGAUCCUCUUGCAGCAGUUACUGGCCUCGGCCACCCAGCCAUCUCCAGUGAAGGCCAUAUUUGACAAACAGGAGCUAGAGGCUGCAGCACUGGCCGUAUGUCAGUGUUUGGCUGUGGAGUCCACUCACCCGUCAAGCCCUGUGUUUGAAGACUGCAGCUCCAGUGAGGCCACAACACCUGUCCCUGUACAGCAUGUUCGCCCUGUCAGAGCAAAGAAGCGCAAACAGUCACCUGCUCCUGCUCUGCCUAUUGUGGUUCAACUCAUGGAAAUGGGAUUUCCUAGAAGGAACAUAGAGUUUGCACUGAAGUCACUCACUGGUGCCUCAGGGAAUGCUGCUGGCUUGCCAGGUGUGGAGGCCUUGGUUGGGUGGCUGCUGGACCAUGCUGAUGUGCAGGUCACAGAUCUUUCGGAUGCAGACACAGGGUCUGAGGAGUGUUCAGAUGAGGAGGUGGUGGAAGAUAUGGACGAUGCAGCCUACGCUGUGUCUACUGGUGCUGUUGUAACAGAGAGCCAGACGUACAAAAAACGAGCUGAUUUCUUGAGUAAUGAUGAUUAUGCUGUCUAUGUGAGAGAGAAUAUUCAGGUGGGAAUGAUGGUUAGAUGCUGUCGAACAUAUGAAGAAGUGUGUGAAGGAGACGUGGGCAAAGUUAUCAAAUUGGAUAGAGAUGGAUUACAUGACCUUAAUGUGCAGUGUGAUUGGCAGCAGAAAGGAGGCACUUACUGGGUUAGGUAUAUUCAUGUGGAACUUAUAGGCUAUCCUCCACCAAGUUCUCCUUCUCACAUAAAGAUUGGUGAUAAAGUUCGUGUCAAAGCCUCAGUCACCACACCAAAAUACAAGUGGGGAUCUGUGACUCAUCAAAGUGUGGGGGUUGUAAAAGCUUUCAGUGCAAAUGGAAAAGAUGUCAUUGUCGACUUCCCUCAGCAGUCUCACUGGACCGGGCUGUUAUCAGAAAUGGAGUUGGUGCCUAGUGUUCAUCCUGGGGUUACGUGUGAUGGCUGUCAGAUGUUUCCUAUCAAUGGAUCUAGAUUCAAAUGCAGAAACUGUGAUGACUUUGAUUUUUGUGAAACAUGUUUUAAGACCAGAAAACACAACACCAGGCAUACAUUUGGCAGAAUAAAUGAACCAGGACAGUCUGCAAUAUUUUGUGGCCGUUCUGGAAAACAGCUGAAGCGUUGUCACAGCAGUCAGCCAGGAAUGCUGCUGGACAGCUGGUCCCGGAUGGUAAAGAGCCUAAAUGUGUCAUCCUCUGUGAACCAGGCUUCUCGUCUUAUUGAUGGCAGUGAGCCCUGCUGGCAGUCAUCUGGCUCACAAGGAAAGCAUUGGAUUCGUUUGGAGAUUUUCCCAGAUGUUCUUGUUCAUAGAUUAAAAAUGAUAGUUGAUCCUGCUGACAGUAGCUACAUGCCUUCCCUGGUUGUGGUGUCAGGUGGAAAUUCCCUAAAUAACCUAAUUGAACUAAAGACAAUCAACAUUAAUCCCACUGACACCACAGUGUCCCUUCUGAAUGACUGCACAGAGUAUCACAGGUAUAUUGAAAUUGCAAUAAAGCAGUGCAGGAGCUCAGGAAUUGAUUGUAAAAUUCAUGGUCUCAUCCUGCUGGGGCGGAUCCGUGCAGAGGAGGAAGAUUUAGCUGCAGUUCCUUUCUUAGCCUCUGAUAAUGAAGAGGAAGAAGAUGAAAAAGGAAACAGUGGGAGCCUUAUUAGAAAGAAGGCUGCAGGGCUGGAAUCAGCGGCUACAAUAAGAACCAAAGUGUUUGUGUGGGGACUGAAUGACAAGGACCAGCUGGGCGGCCUGAAGGGCUCUAAGAUAAAAGUUCCUUCGUUCUCGGAGACACUAUCUGCUUUGAAUGUAGUACAGGUGGCUGGUGGUUCUAAAAGUUUGUUUGCAGUGACUGUGGAAGGGAAGGUAUAUGCCUGUGGAGAAGCCACAAAUGGCCGGCUGGGGCUGGGCAUCUCUAGUGGGACUGUGCCCAUCCCUCGGCAGAUUACAGCUCUUAGCAGUUACGUGGUCAAGAAGGUGGCCGUUCAUUCAGGUGGCCGGCAUGCUACGGCUUUAACGGUUGAUGGGAAGGUGUUUUCCUGGGGUGAAGGUGACGAUGGCAAACUUGGACACUUCAGCAGAAUGAACUGUGACAAGCCACGGCUUAUAGAGGCCCUGAAAACCAAGCGUAUCCGAGAUAUUGCCUGUGGCAGCUCGCACAGCGCAGCCCUCACAUCCAGUGGGGAGCUGUACACCUGGGGCCUUGGAGAGUAUGGCCGAUUGGGACAUGGGGAUAAUACAACACAACUGAAGCCCAAAAUGGUCAAAGUCCUUCUUGGUCACAGAGUAAUCCAGGUUGCAUGUGGAAGUAGAGAUGCACAGACCCUGGCUCUGACUGAUGAAGGUUUGGUAUUUUCCUGGGGUGAUGGUGACUUUGGAAAAUUGGGCCGAGGAGGAAGUGAAGGCUGUAACAUUCCCCAGAACAUUGAGAGACUGAAUGGACAGGGUGUGUGCCAGAUUGAGUGUGGAGCUCAGUUCUCCUUGGCUCUCACCAAGUCAGGAGUGGUAUGGACUUGGGGGAAGGGGGAUUACUUCAGGUUGGGCCAUGGCUCUGAUGUGCAUGUGCGGAAGCCGCAGGUGGUGGAAGGGCUGAGAGGCAAGAAGAUUGUGCAUGUGGCCGUCGGGGCCCUGCACUGCCUAGCCGUCACAGACGCAGGGCAGGUUUAUGCUUGGGGGGAUAAUGACCAUGGCCAACAGGGCAAUGGUACGACCACGGUUAAUAGAAAGCCCACACUUGUGCAAGGCUUAGAAGGCCAGAAGAUCACACGAGUGGCUUGUGGGUCUUCACACAGUGUGGCAUGGACUACUGUUGAUGUGGCAACACCCUCUGUCCACGAGCCUGUUCUCUUUCAGACUGCAAGAGACCCUUUAGGUGCUUCAUAUUUAGGUGUGCCUUCAGAUGCUGAUUCUUCUGCUGCCAGUAAUAAAAUCAGUGGUGCAAAUAAUUCUAAGCCAAAUCGCCCUUCUCUUGCCAAGAUUCUUCUGUCAUUGGAUGGGAAUCUGGCGAAACAGCAGGCCUUGUCUCAUAUACUUACAGCAUUGCAAAUCAUGUAUGCCAGAGAUGCGGUGGUCGGGGCCCUCAUGCCGGCUGGCAUGAUCGCCCCAGUGGAGUGUCCCUCAUUCUCCUCCUCGGCACCUCCUUCUGAUGUGUCUGCUAUGGCCAGUCCUGUGAAUGCAGAGGAAUGUGUACUGGCUAUUGAUAUUGAAGACAGACUGAGUCCAAAUCCAUGGCAAGAAAAGAGAGGAGAGAUGAUCUCUUCUGAAGAUGCCAUGACCCCCUCUGCAGUGACCCCAUCUGCUUCCUCAGCUUCUUCUAGACCAUUUAUCCCAGUGACGGAUGACCCAGGAGCUGCCAGCAUCAUUGCAGAAACUAUGACAAAAACCAAAGAGGAUGUUGAAAGCCAAAAUAAAGCAACAGGCCCAGAACCUCAGUCCUUGGAUGAAUUCACUAGUCUGCUCAUUGCGGAUGACACUCGUGUCAUGGUGGACUUGCUGAAGUUGUCCGUGUGCAGCCGGGCAGGGGACAAGGGCAGGGAUGUGCUGUCAGCUGUGCUGUCUGGCAUGGGUACCGCAUACCCACAGGUGGCAGAUAUGUUGCUGGAGCUCUGUGUCACUGAGUUGGAGGAUGUGGCCACAGACUCGCAGAGUGGUCGCUUGUCCUCUCAGCCUGUGGUGGUGGAGAGUAGCCAUCCCUACACAGACGACACUUCCUCCAGUGGAACAGUGAAGAUACCAGGUGCAGAAGGACUCAGGGUGGAGUUUGACCGGCAGUGCUCUACAGAGAGGCGCCACGACCCUCUCACAGUCAUGGAUGGUGUCAACAGGAUUGUCUCCGUGCGGUCAGGCCGAGAAUGGUCUGACUGGUCCAGUGAGCUACGCAUCCCAGGGGAUGAGUUGAAGUGGAAGUUCAUCAGUGAUGGGUCUGUGAAUGGAUGGGGCUGGCGCUUCACAGUCUAUCCCAUCAUGCCAGCUGCAGGCCCUAAAGACCUCCUUUCUGAUCGCUGUGUCCUCUCCUGUCCGUCCAUGGACUUGGUGACAUGUCUGUUAGACUUCCGGCUCAAUCUCACCUCAAACAGAAGCAUUGUCCCUCGCCUUGCAGCAUCGCUGGCAGCCUGUGCACAGCUGAGUGCCUUAGCUGCCAGUCACAGAAUGUGGGCCCUUCAGAGACUGAGGAAGCUGCUUACAACUGAAUUUGGGCAAUCAAUUAACAUAAACAGGCUACUUGGAGAUAAUGAUGGAGAAGCAAGAGCUUUGAGUUUUACAGGUAGUGCUCUUGCUGCUUUGGUAAAAGGCCUUCCGGAAGCUUUGCAAAGGCAAUUUGAAUAUGAAGAUCCUAUUGUAAGAGGUGGCAAGCAACUGCUCCACAGCCCAUUCUUUAAGGUACUGGUAGCUCUUGCUUGUGACCUGGAGCUAGACACUCUCCCUUGCUGUGCUGAGACGCACAAGUGGGCUUGGUUCCGAAGGUACUGCAUGGCCUCCCGCGUUGCUGUGGCCCUGGACAAAAGAACACCCUUGCCACGUCUUUUUCUUGAUGAGGUGGCUAAGAAAAUUCGUGAGUUAAUGGCAGACAGUGAACACAUGGAUGUUCUCCACGAGAGCCACGACAUUUUUAAAAGAGAGCAAGAUGAACAACUUGUGCAGUGGAUGAACAGGCGACCAGAUGACUGGACUCUUUCUGCGGGUGGCAGUGGAACAAUUUAUGGAUGGGGGCAUAAUCAUAGGGGACAGCUUGGGGGCAUCGAAGGUGCAAAAGUUAAAGUUCCCACUCCAUGUGAAGCUCUUGCAACUCUCAGACCCGUGCAGUUAAUUGGAGGAGAACAGACUCUGUUUGCAGUGACAGCUGAUGGAAAGCUGUAUGCCACUGGAUAUGGUGCAGGCGGCAGACUAGGAAUUGGAGGGACAGAGUCGGUAUCUACCCCAACAUUACUUGAAUCCAUUCAACACGUGUUUAUUAAGAAAGUAGCUGUGAACUCAGGAGGAAAACACUGUCUUGCCCUCUCUUCAGAAGGAGAAGUUUACUCUUGGGGUGAGGCAGAAGAUGGGAAGUUGGGGCAUGGCAACAGAAGUCCAUGUGACCGCCCUCGCGUCAUUGAGUCUCUGAGAGGAAUUGAAGUGGUUGAUGUUGCUGCCGGUGGAGCCCACAGUGCCUGUGUCACCGCAGCAGGGGACCUCUACACAUGGGGCAAAGGCCGGUAUGGCCGCCUGGGGCACAGCGACAGUGAGGACCAGUUAAAGCCAAAGCUGGUGGAAGCACUGCAGGGCCACCACGUGGUUGAUGUUGCCUGUGGUAGUGGAGAUGCCCAGACCCUCUGUCUCACUGAUGAUGACACUGUCUGGUCCUGGGGGGAUGGGGACUACGGCAAGCUUGGCAGAGGAGGCAGUGAUGGCUGUAAAGUACCCAUGAAGAUUGAUUCUCUUACAGGCCUUGGAGUGGUUAAAGUAGAAUGUGGAUCCCAGUUUUCUGUUGCCCUUACCAAAUCUGGCGCUGUUUAUACAUGGGGCAAAGGUGACUAUCACAGGCUGGGCCAUGGAUCUGAUGACCAUGUUAGAAGACCUCGGCAGGUUCAGGGGUUGCAGGGGAAGAAAGUCAUUGCCAUUGCCACUGGCUCCCUGCAUUGUGUGUGCUGCACUGAGGACGGUGAAGUUUAUACGUGGGGCGACAAUGAUGAGGGACAACUGGGAGAUGGAACCACAAAUGCUAUCCAGAGGCCUCGGUUGGUAGCUGCCCUUCAGGGUAAGAAGGUCAACCGGGUGGCCUGCGGCUCAGCACACACCCUUGCCUGGUCAACCAGCAAGCCUGCCAGUGCUGGGAAGCUGCCUGCCCAGGUUCCCAUGGAAUACAAUCACUUGCAGGAAAUCCCCAUAAUAGCACUGCGGAACCGACUGCUGCUUCUGCAUCACAUCUCAGAGCUCUUCUGCCCCUGUAUCCCCAUGUUCGACCUGGAGGGCUCUCUUGAUGAAACUGGACAUGGGCCUUCUGUGGGGUUUGACACUCUACGAGGAAUUCUGAUAUCCCAGGGAAAGGAGGCAGCUUUCCGUAAAGUAGUACAAGCAACUAUGGUGCGAGAUCGCCAGCAUGGGCCCGUGGUAGAGUUGAACCGAAUUCAGGUCAAACGUUCAAGGAGUAAAGGUGGCCUAGCAGGCCCCGACGGGACCAAGUCUGUCUUUGGGCAGAUGUGUGCUAAGAUGAGCUCGUUUAGUCCUGACAGCCUCCUCCUCCCCCACCGUGUCUGGAAAGUCAAGUUUGUGGGUGAAUCUGUGGAUGACUGUGGUGGUGGCUACAGUGAGUCCAUAGCUGAGAUCUGUGAAGAACUGCAGAAUGGACUCACCCCCCUUCUGAUUGUGACGCCCAAUGGUAGAGAUGAGUCAGGUGCCAACCGUGACUGCUACCUGUUCAGCCCGGCUGCUAGGGCGCCCGUGCACACCAACAUGUUCCGCUUUCUGGGUGUGUUACUAGGCAUUGCUAUCCGGACUGGGAGUCCCUUGAGCCUCAACCUGGCUGAGCCUGUUUGGAAGCAGCUGGCUGGGAUGAGCCUCACCAUUGCAGACCUCAGCGAGGUUGAUAAAGAUUUUAUCCCUGGGCUGAUGUACAUCCGUGACAAUGAAGCCACCUCAGAGGAGUUUGAGGCCAUGAGCCUGCCCUUCACUGUGCCAAGUGCAAGUGGUCAGGACAUCCAGCUGAGCUCCAAGUACACACACAUCACCCUGGACAACCGUGCAGAGUAUGUUCGGCUGGCAAUAAACUACAGACUCCAUGAAUUUGAUGAGCAGGUGGCUGCUGUUCGGGAGGGAAUGGCCCGAGUUGUGCCUGUCCCCCUUCUUUCUCUGUUCACUGGAUAUGAAUUGGAGACAAUGGUAUGUGGCAGCCCAGAUAUACCUCUGCAUCUUUUAAAGUCGGUGGCAACAUACAAAGGGAUCGAGCCUUCUGCAUCCCUGAUUCAGUGGUUCUGGGAGGUGAUGGAGUCCUUCUCCAACACAGAGCGUUCCCUCUUCCUUCGCUUUGUGUGGGGCCGGACGAGACUGCCCAGGACCAUCGCAGACUUCCGGGGCAGAGACUUUGUCAUCCAGGUAUUGGAUAAAUACAACCCUCCUGACCACUUCCUUCCUGAGUCCUACACCUGCUUCUUUUUGCUGAAGUUGCCUAGGUAUUCCUGUAAGCAGGUGCUGGAGGAGAAGCUGAAAUAUGCCAUCCACUUUUGCAAAUCAAUAGACACAGAUGAUUACGCUCGCAUAGCCCUUACGGGAGAGCCGGCUGCCGAUGACAGUAGUGACGACUCGGAGAACGAGGAUGUGGAUUCAUUUGCUUCAGACUCUACACAGGAUUAUUUAACAGGACACUGA